UUUUUAUUCAUCUGUAUUUGAUGUAUUAUUGUGCUGUACUUUUUUUUUUUAGCUAUGGGAGGACAAAGGUCUCGACCUGUUAACACUCCAAAGAUUUUAAGUGAAGAAUGGAGGAAAAUACAGUGGGAUGGUAAAGAGAAUGAUCUGCAGUACAUAAAGAAUUACCAGCCUCAUAAAAAUGACCUCCAGCACCUCAGAAUUCUUCUCCAUGGACCCACUGGUGCUGGCAAGUCCAGCUUCAUCAACUCCGUUGACGCUCUUUCACAAGGCAGAAUGACCAGUCGAGCUUUGGCAGAUGCAAUUUCUGGGACCAGCUUCACGAAAAAACGCUCCUAGCCUGUGGUCUGUUCUAGCAUGGCAGACCACAGCCACGACUGCUUCUACGUGACCAGACCAGAAAUGUUUUAUCCUUUUGUCUUCACUGACAUUAUGGGCCUUCAGAAGAACACAGAAGGAGGAGCUGGGGUGGGAGACAUCAAAUUGGCCAUGAAGGGACAUGUGAAGGAUGGUUACAAGUUCAGAGGUGAAUGUCCAUUAUCUGAGGAUGAUCGUGACUACAAUGAAGGGCCCACUCUAAAUGACAAAGUUCAUGUUCUGGUUUGUGUGAUUUGUGCCAGCACAGUAAAUAUCCUGAGUGAUGAAAUAAUUCGAAAAAUGAGGGAUGUCAGACUUGCAGCCAGUGACAUGGGGAUUCCCCAAAUGGCAAUUCUUACCCAUAUUGAUGAAGCCUGUCCAGAAGUCAAAGCAGAUAUAAGAAAUGUGUAUAAGAGCUCAUACCUGAAGGAGCAGAUGGAGAAAGUGACUGUUUCACUGGGUAUUCCACUGUACUGCAUCUUUCCCGUGAAGAACUACCACUCAGAAAUUCACAUAGAUGACAACAUUGACACACUGAUACUGAGUGCACUGAAGCAGAUGAUCUACUUUGGAGAGGACUUUGUCAACAACCUGAAGACCUGCUGAACCUUGUUUAUUGCAGCAUGAAAAAUGGCUUCUUUUGCAAAUUCGCGUAUCUAAAUUUCUGUAUUUCCUUUGUAGACUUUCUCAUAUUUUCUUUUGUUUUGCUCUUGUAUCUAUUAACUUUUCAAUAGCAUCUAAAUACGUAAUCUUGAACUAUAGAACAUUCAGCUACAGUGCUGCUGUCCAUGUAAAACCACAAUAAAUCAUAGAAAUAAUGAAAUUUGUUAGUUUUCUUUUGCUCCCUCUCCUUGUAGUAUAAUCUCUGAAAAUGACUGUGAUAGGGUGCGGCUGGAGCUCAGGAGAGUUGGAGCAGAGCCAUUCAGAGAGUUUAUGGCACACAGUCAUUACAUGGCCUUGCCACAACUUAUCUCUCCGAGUUGCUGCACUUGCAUACUCCUUCCCGGUCACUCAGAUCAGCUGACCAACUGCACCUUGAUGUGCCGAGGACACAGCGGAGGCUCAGAGGAGACAGAGCCUUUGCUGUGGCAGCUCCUAAACUCUGGAAUUCAUUGCCAUGAGGCAUUAAGCAGGCCUCGUCACUGGCAAUUUUAAAUCUGCUCUUAAGACCUAUCUUUUUCAUUUGACCUUUUACUAGUAUGAGCUGCUGUUUUGUUUUGAUUUUAUUUACUUAUUUUUUAGGACAAACUGUGUAUUUUAUUGUUAUUUAUUUUAUUUUAUCUAUGUACAUUUUUUUAAAUUACUGUUUUAAAUUUGAUCUUUUCUUGUCCUGAUGUGUUGUAUGCACAGCACUUUUGUCAGUGAUUUAAGUGCU
Molecule: messenger RNA, 1729 nt
Organism: Archocentrus centrarchus (flier cichlid)
Lineage: Eukaryota; Metazoa; Chordata; Actinopteri; Cichliformes; Cichlidae
Product: interferon-induced protein 44-like
Exons: 8
Coding region: 355-960 (201 amino acids)
Biological process (GO): immune response
Source: RefSeq, a predicted model, not a curated record